This is a messenger RNA of Fusarium coffeatum, 402 nucleotides long. RefSeq lists its product as uncharacterized. NCBI's taxonomy places the organism in Eukaryota, Fungi, Ascomycota, Sordariomycetes, Hypocreales, Nectriaceae. The transcript is spliced from 2 exons. The record is from RefSeq and is a predicted model, not a curated record. The coding region runs from base 1 to 402 and encodes 133 amino acids.
AUGCAUUACGUCGACACAACCUCCGUGCCAUUCAUCUUUGUGUCUUUCCUCAGCUUCCUUGGCUGGCUCUUGCCUCUACUCACACUCUUGCUCGUAUUCACCAAGGCCAAGCAUCCCAAGCACCACUUCGCCCGUUAUAUCUUCAAGAUAGCAGCGACGUUCACCUUCGUUUUCUUGGCCAUCUUCUACUUGUCCUGGACAACAACUCUUCUCACAUUUCUCUUCCCCUUUGCUUCGAAGUGGCGCCUGGGCUCGGCAGCAGUGAUCUUUGCCCACAUCACCUUGUCCCUUGUCAUUCUCCUCACCUUAUUGGCGGCUGUUUUCGACACUCCCAAGGACUGGAAACAGGAAGGUCCCAUGCCCCCCCCUAUGGGUGGUACUCGCGCGCCUAGCCAGGCAUAA